This is a messenger RNA of Megalops cyprinoides (Indo-Pacific tarpon), 2584 nucleotides long. RefSeq names its product UDP-N-acetyl-alpha-D-galactosamine:polypeptide N-acetylgalactosaminyltransferase 16 (gene galnt16). Lineage: Eukaryota; Metazoa; Chordata; Actinopteri; Elopiformes; Megalopidae. Bases 275 to 1990 code for a protein of 571 amino acids. The transcript has 15 exons. The record is from RefSeq and is a predicted model, not a curated record. Gene Ontology annotation, cellular component: Golgi apparatus.
CGCCGCGCGCUCUGAACCCUGGCGCAGCGGCUGUGAUGACAGGGAGGAAUCUCACGGCGCUAGGACCGUGGUUUUCUGCGCACACUGAUCCUAGCGCUGGGACCUCCGCUCCAACAAAACAGCUCGAAGCCAGUGAAGCUGUCAGCUGCAGCGAGAGGCAUCACCGGAGCUACACCCCCCACACCCGCCACCUCCUGCUCCAGCUCCCUGCCCAGACCACAGCCAAACCCAAUUCAUCUUGGCUGAGCUUCGGAGCCCUCCUUAUGGGCUCACAAUGCGCAGGAUUCGGGCCAACGCCAUCGCAAUUCUGACCGUCGCCUGGAUCCUGGGCACCUUCUAUUACCUGUGGCAGGACAAUAAACCGCACACCUCCCCGUCCUCGGUGUCGCAGACCCGCGCCGCCGGCGGCAGGGGCCAUGGUCAGAGAGCGGCUGCGGGUCGUGUGGAGAUUCACCGGGACGACAGGACGAUCCCGCUUAUUGUGACACGGCCUCCACGGGGGGAGCAUGGGGGGCAGCAGGCGGGACACUUCGAUGAGAAGGCGUAUCUGUCUGGGAAGCAGCUGAAGGCAGGAGAUGACCCGUACAGAGAGCAUGCCUUCAACCUGCAGGAGAGCGACCGGUUGGGCAGUGAGCGUGCCAUCCGAGAUACACGCCACUACAGGUGUGCAUCGGUGAACUUUGACCCCGACUUGCCAGCCACAAGUGUCAUCAUCACAUUCCACAAUGAGGCACGGUCCACACUUCUGCGCACCAUUAAAAGUGUCCUGCUGCGGAGCCCCGCCUCCCUGAUCCAGGAGAUAAUCCUUGUAGAUGACUUCAGCACGGACCCUGAAGACUGCCAGCUGCUCACUCAGAUCUCCAAGGUGCGCUGUCUGAGGAACGAACGCAGAGAGGGUCUGAUCCGCUCCCGGGUUCGUGGAGCUAGCGUAGCCUCCGCGUCCAUCCUGACCUUCCUGGACAGCCACUGUGAGGUCAACACGGACUGGCUCCAGCCCAUGAUCCAGAGGGUGAAAGAGGACCACACGCGUGUCGUCAGCCCCAUCAUUGAUGUAAUCAGCUUGGACAACUUUGCCUACCUGGCAGCAUCCGCAGACCUGAGGGGAGGGUUUGAUUGGAGUCUGCACUUUAAGUGGGAGCAGAUUCCUAUUGAGCAGAAAAUGUCCAGAACUGACCCCACACAGCCUAUCAGGACUCCGGUCAUCGCUGGUGGCAUCUUUGUGAUGGACAAGAGCUGGUUUAACCAUCUGGGCCAGUAUGACACUCACAUGGACAUCUGGGGAGGGGAGAACUUUGAGCUUUCCUUCAGGGUGUGGAUGUGUGGGGGCAGUCUGGAGAUUCUCCCUUGCAGCCGUGUGGGCCACGUCUUCAGGAAGCGCCACCCCUACGACUUCCCAGAGGGCAACGCUCUUACCUACAUCAAGAACACGCGUAGAGCAGCUGAGGUGUGGAUGGAUGAAUAUAAGCAGUACUACUAUGCCGCCAGGCCCUCCGCACAGGGCAAAUCCUUUGGCAGUAUCUCAGACCGCCUGGCUCUCCGUCGCAAGCUAAACUGCAACUCCUUCCGCUGGUACCUGGAGAAUGUGUACCCUGAACUGAAGAUCCCAGAGCAGGAAGCAGUGGCCAGUGUGCUUAAACAGGGUGGGCUGUGUCUGGAGUCCCACGGCACAGAGAGCCUGGGCCUGGGGGAGUGCAGGGGCAGCGGGGCCAACUGGCCCCAGUCACAGCAGAAGUGGACACUGGUGGAGCCUCUUAUUCGACAGCAGGACCUCUGCCUGGCUAUCGCUGCUUUCUCUUCGGGGUCGAAGGUUAAGAUGGAACCUUGCAACCCAAAAGAUGGCAAACAGAAGUGGAAGCCGAAGGGUCCUGCUUUGCAGCAUGUGGUCAGUGGUCUCUGUCUGGACAGUCAGCCCCCCGCAGGUCCCCCUGUCAUCACACAGUGCCGCCCCCAGCUUGCCAGCCAAUCCUGGGAGCCGCAGCUGCUCACCUGAUCGAAAUGGAGGGAUGGGUGUGUGUGUGUUUGGGGGUAAAUGGGAAUGGAAGAUUGUUAUGCACUAGGACCAAGUGGAUCGUGAAUGCAUACAGUCCGUGCGGGAGGAGCCACUGUCAGGAAGUGAAUGUGUCCCAGGAGUCUCCUUUUUGUGGUCUUUUCUGGGAUUUCUGGAGUUGUGUGUGAUUGAGGAUGGGGGUUGGGAGAAGGCAUGGAAGUUUUCUGAAUUCUCAAGCCCCCCUGAACCACCUUAGAGCUUACAACUGUAAUUCCUCACCCUCAACGUGGACAUUUUUUGCUCAUAGUUUUUAUUAGCUGUCUUCAAUGAGAGUUUUCACAAUUCUUGGCCAAAUCGGAGCGUUGUAGUGCUGGCUUGGCAUUUGGUUGACUGGUCAGUGACACAGAUUGAAUUUGGAAACUAAGAUAUGGAUGGAUUUCACUGUAGGACGGGAAGGAUGUUAAAUGGAGAGGUUUUAGAUAAGGCCAUCUGAAGCACUUUCAGGCACAUUGUUGUUUUUUGUUUUUGCAUGGCAACCUUAUUCCAGACCACACUGAAAGGGGAAAAAUGAUGUGACCAGUCCAGAGAAUGUAUUUU